Molecule: messenger RNA, 1094 nt
Organism: Hippopotamus amphibius kiboko
Lineage: Eukaryota; Metazoa; Chordata; Mammalia; Artiodactyla; Hippopotamidae
Product: ubiquinol-cytochrome-c reductase complex assembly factor 3
Exons: 2
Coding region: 1-378 (125 amino acids)
Biological process (GO): mitochondrial electron transport, ubiquinol to cytochrome c; mitochondrial respiratory chain complex III assembly
Cellular component (GO): mitochondrial inner membrane
Source: RefSeq, a predicted model, not a curated record
AUGGUUUCCUGUGUGGGGCGCUCUGGCCUGCGCAGAUUGAGACAUCGUGACGGCCUUGCUAGGCUGCCGGAGGUUCCAGAGGGCGCCUCGCUGGUCGCGCGGUCAGUCAUGGCGACCCUGCGCAAAGCGCUGCUUGCGGCCGCAGUGCUGGGCGCCGGGGCUGGCGUGGGCACCGCGCUCUUUGUCGUCGUGACCCCGGGAGAGCAGCAGAAGCAGGCGAUGCUGAAGGAGAUGCCGGAGCAGGACCCGCAGCGCAGGGACGAGGAGGCCAGGACCAAAGAGCUACUGCUGGCCACUCUGCAAGAGGCAGCGGCCACGCAAGAGAACGUCGCCUGGAGAAAGAACUGGAUGAGUGGCGGCGGCGGCAGGUCAGCCUGAGACCAGAUCUGCCCCCGUGGGCGCCUGGACCUCCGCUCCAGCGCAGGAGCCCGAGCCGGCCUUACUCCUCUGUGGGCCGGCGGGGAGUCCAAAACCGGAUGCUACGCGCAGGCCUCUCAGGAACUUGGGGAGCUGCCGCCGGCUGAGCAUGUACCCCCCACCCCCACCCCGCCCCAAACCCUGCACUGACUGCAUCUUAACGUCUGCGUCUCGGACCGGGGCAUCAGAUGUGGCUAACUGGAGGAACCAAAAAAUCAUGUUACUCCAUCCAGAGAGAGUGAGCGCUGCGGUUGGACCCCCAUGAAAGCCUAAAGUGUUCUGGGGGUCGGUGCUGCGCGCGGGCUUGAGUGCGGCUCCCGCCUGCUCCACCCCCCAUGUGAGGCUGAAGCCCAGUAGGCAGAGCGACCACGUUUUCAAAACACAACUCAGGUCAUGUGGUUUGUGUGAGUGUACUUUUGGGGAUAACCAAGUGACGUUCUUGAAAUCAUAACUAUCCUGGAAACUCUUGUGCAAUAAAUGCCCAUAGAGGACACUCGGCUCCUGUUGACUGAGGUUGGAGAGGGCCUUCUAGCAAUUAACAUAUGCCAUGAUGCCUUCUGUGGCCUUAACCUUUGGAGGCCACCGUGGUCGUGGUCGUAGUCUUAGUAAAAAGAGUGUACUUUGACUCAAAUCUUGUUUCAACUCCUGCAUGUUACAAAACCUCUCUGAACUGCAGU